UUAGGUAUUGAGGAGGACCAGAGCACAAAAAUACUUGUUCUGUGUACCUACCUGUUAAUGAUGCCAUUCACUGUAAAUCACUUUUCUACUUUACAUUUUUUUAGUAGGUGUUCCAACCGUGAUGAGUGGGGGAUGUAUGUACUCUAUGUUUGUUGGACUUCUUUCACACUGUAUGCAGUCAACCGUGCUAAUCGGAGGUGCGGGGUUCUUGCCGUCAGUGCAAAUCCCUGACGUUCAGAUGCUUUAUGGGGAUGUGCAGUAUUUCACAGUGUGUUUAGGCUUAAUAAUGUAUAAGUAAUCCCUUGCAAAGGAAGACAGCUGUGGUUUCUCACAUGGCGAUAAUUAAAACGUGUAUGCUCUUGGUAACUCGGAUGGUAACUGGAAGCAGUGGUAACUGCCAGAGGUGAGAUGGUGAGCCACGCACUCCCUCCUCGCGUACACACACACGCGCGUGUGCACCCAGGCAGCAGACUCACAGUGAUGCCUGCAUGCACACACGAAUCGCACCUCCGAUUUGCCCGGUUGGCUAUGUACGGUGCGAAAGAAGUUCAGCGUGCAUACAGACUCGUGUGCCUGGCUCGUGCGCGCUGCUACAUUUGGCUGCCAAGGUUUCGGAGCGAAACACGUCCCUGACAUGACAUCAUCACUGUGUGACUGCUGAUUGUAUUUUAGAUUCGAUGAAUGGGGUUGCUGUUGCUUCACCAAAUGCCAGAGGCGCACAAUGAAUUUCCCAACGCGUUCUGCUUGCCGUUUUCUCACCAGUGAUGUUUGCAUAUGGCACCAGGUGCUCGUUUAAGGCUUCGAUGUCUCAGGGGAUGCUCAAAACCGCUUCAGAUAUCCUUAACUGAUGUUGGCCGUGGCCGGGAAUCGAACUCGGGUCGCUAACCAUUAUUGAGCAGUCGCGGUUUCAUACACACACACACACGGACACUCUUGCAGGUGGUAGUUGUUUUCCCAGCAGAGGCACAAUUCUCCUGAUUAGCAACAGGCCAGCUGCCGAACAGCCACCGGCCUCCACAGUAUAGUACCACUGAGAUCUCAAGCCGCUAUGGCCAUGACUGAUGGUGGUAGUGGCAUGCUUUUGCAUUGGGACUUUCCACGGCCGAGGGUGUUUUUACAUAUGCAGUCAAGACACACUUACAUGCCCCUAAACUCAUGAUAUCUCAGAAGCCAAGGAAGAAUGAGCCUGGUUAAUAGACUCCCUGGAAAUACCAGAUGGUCCAGGAGGUGGUCGUAUACAGCAGUGGAUUGUUACAUCUAAAAGCUAUGCUAUGCAGCGCAGUUCUGUAUUCGCACAGCCACAGCAGGUGCCGGGGGGUGGCGGGCGAUGUGGGCAGAUGUGGUGAUGGAGAGCCCUUAGGCCAGUCUUGUGCAGCUGUUUUACAAUCAUCCUUAUUAUUGCACUUGUUUAUCCAGGAAAGCCUCGCUGGAUCUCGAGACUUCUUCAGGAGGGUCCUUCCAAGUUGGGAGCAUUGUUGCAGUGUGUGUAAUGCCAAUGAGUAAUCUGCAGUGUAAUUUUUAAGCAUUGUGAAAAUAUAUUGCAUGUUUUUUUUCCGCUACGGAAGGAAAUAAAGCGAACCCGGAGGUAAAACCCAUGCAUAACAGGGGGAAGGCAUAAAAAUGUUGCGCAGAAAGGCGCCCGAGUCGGGAAUCGAACCGAGGUCCUUCUUGUUUGUGAGGCGAAAGUGCUAUGACUGCGCCACUACCCUCCCGCCGUCAUUUUAUAAUUUUAUAGAAUCACACCCUGGUGAUUGUUAUGUCAAUCACAGCAGUUCACGGUGUGUUAGCUGGAUCUUUGUUGGAGUUUGAGUCGUGUAUUUCGGAUCGUUAGACUUGAGUCUAGGUUUAGAAUUGGGGGUUGAGGCAGGGUCUGAAUGAACAUUUGUUUUACGUUCUGGACUGAGGUGACUAGUCAUGAACAUGUUUGAAAGAGCAUUACUCUUUGUGUAAGCAGGGUUAUAUAGUAUUUAAUUUGAAAUGAUGAAAUCCCCUGCCUACGAUUUCACACAUUAUCACAUUUGCACAAUGUGUCUUAGGGAGUGCGAUAUUAAUGAGAUCCAUCACAGGCGCUCUUUAUUACGGACUAUCACGUUGUGCAGCGGCGGCCGCAUGGAAGGAAGGUGACAAUUACGGCAGUGACUUGUCGCCUGGAGGGAGGGUGCCUUCUCCGCUGGGGCGUGUGAUGACGACUCCGAUCAACCCUCCUAGGUGGUCAGGCGACUCGGUGAUAUCAUUGGUCAUCGCUACCAAUGCAGUUUGCCCCCCUUGGGUGGCGGUAAUAUUUGUGCCGACAUUAAGCGGUUCAGGUGCCACCUCGGUUGCACAUGCAUGGACACAGAGCAGGCGGGAGUGCGUUGAGCCUGACCUGCUGCCCCACAGGCACAGAGACGUGGACAGAGGCGUGCAGGGUUGUGAGUGAGCAGGCAGGGAGGCUGGGUGAGCGGCUCUUGUGUUGAAAUGUCACGCGCUUCCGUUUGGCUGCCCCCACCGUGGUGAGCGGAGCAUGCUAAUUCUCUUCCGUGGCACCGGACCUCACAGGCACCGUCUCCUGGGUUCAUUUUAAUGUGAUGCAGGUCUGCUGCAUGCAUCCACCUGGCCGGCGGUCGUGAAUUCUGGACGCCGUUCCGAUUAAAGUUGCCAAUUCGUGCAUUGUUUCGGUCAGGCAUUUAUUUAGCGGCAGAUACUGCGCAGCCUUCCAGAGAGAAUAGCGCUCGCGUGCGAAAACCCGGCAUCCCCUACACGUCACCAGCGCACGAGCGGUGCAGGAGCACCCGAGAAGAACCCAGGUACCAGUCGGUGGCGAUGGCCGGAGGGACGCGGUUUGGGAGGACGCUGUCCCAAGAGGUCGCCGCCUCGUCCCCCCGUGUCUUGUCGCUGCUUUUACUUCGGGUGUCAUCGUGGCAACGCCAGUGUCCGGCCAGAAAACCCCACGCAGGAGCAGCGGCGAGGGCCAGCUGGGUCGUGCGAUCGGUAAGCACACGCCGAGACGCAGCAGCUGCCACAACCCAGCCGCCCGCCACCACUACACCCUUGUCUCACGGGCACCACCAACAUUUGGACAUGACGGAGAGCGGCGGGCACACGGCGGUGGUGCGUGCGCGCUUCGACUUCCAACGCAACAACGAGGAUGAACUGUCGUUCAGCAAGGGCGACGUCAUCACGGUGACGCGUCCUGAGGACGGGGGCUGGUGGGAGGGCACGCUCGGUGGCCGCUCCGGCUGGUUCCCCAGCAACUACGUGCGUGAGCUCAAGGGCAACGAAAGACCUACGUCGCCCAAAUCGAAAAGUUCUGGCAAGAGCGUGGACAGCCCGAUCUCCAACAAGGGCUACUACAAUGUGGUGCUGCAGAAUAUCGUGGAGACGGAGCGCGAGUACUGGCGAGAGCUGCAGCACCUCCUCGGCACCUUCUUGAGGCCGCUGCACAACUCCGACAAGCUCUCUGCCACGGAUGUGUCCACGCUGAUGGGAAACCUGGAGGACGUGUGCGCCUUCCAGCAGGGCCUGAUGCAGGCCCUUGAGGACUGUACCAAGGUGCCAGAGUCCCAGCAGACAGUGGGCGGCUGCUUCAUGUCCCUAAUGAAUCAGAUGCAUGGCCUCUACCUGGCGUACUGCUGCAACCACCCCUGGGCCGUGCGCACCCUCCAGGAGCACAGUGAGGUGCUGGGAGAGUUCAUGGAGAGCAAAGGUGUGAGCAGCCCUGGCCUGCUCAUGCUCACCACCAGCCUGAGCAAGCCCUUCAUGCGCCUCGACAAGUACCCGACCCUGCUGAAGGAGUUGGAAAGGCACAUGGAGGACAUUCACCCGGACAGAAACGACAUCCACGGGGCCAUGACGGCAUUCAAGACCCUGGCGACGCAGUGCCGCGAGAUGAGGAAGCGCAAGGAGCUGGAGCUACAGAUGAUGACGGAGCCGAUCCGCGGCUGGGAGGGCGAGGACAUGAAGGCGCUGGGCAGCAUCGUGUAUAUGAGCCAGGCCGUGGUGCAGGCGACUGGCAGCGAGGACCGGACAGAGCGCUUCCUGCUGCUCUUCCCGAGUGUGUUGGUGCUGCUGUCGGCGAGCCCACGCAUGAGCGGCUUCAUCUUCCAGGGAAAGUUCCCGCUCACUGGCAUGUCCUUUACCAAGAUGGAGGACGGGGAUGUCUACCGCAACGCAUUUGAAAUUAACGGGAACACGAUGGACCGCAUGCUGGUCUGGUGCCAGGGCCCACAGGAGGUGCAGGCCUGGCUCGAGCACCUCCACCGGCAGAGCCGCACCACUCCGCAUGGCGGCGCCAGCAUCCUCAAGUCCACACAGUCGCACUCGCUCCCGGCGCCCGUCUUAGCCAGCGCGACAGGGAAGCACGCCGACGGGGCUUCCAAGCUGCUGCCGGUGAAUCCGGGCUACCGCACGCUACCACUUGCGGGCAGCCACGGGAGUCACGGCGCACACCACGUCCACCUGCAGACCUGGGGGCCCCUGGAGCCGCCCAAGACGGCCAAGCCCUGGAGCUUGAGCUGCCUUCGCCCGGCACCGCCGCUCCGCCCCUCCGCCGCGCUCAUUUACAAGGAGGAGCUGAGCAGGAGCCCGAAAACCAUGAAGAAGCUGCUGCCAUCUCGCAAGACACGGAAACCAUCAGACGAGGACUUUGUGAGGAAGAGUUCCGCAGCUGCGCUUGAAGAAGAUACGCAGAUUCUGAAGGUGAUCGAGGCGUACUGUACCAGCGGCAAGACCCGGCAGACACUCAACUCCACCUGGCAGGCGACUGACCUGAUGCACAACCACGUUCUGUCUGACUGUGAGCUGGCAGGGCCAGAGGGGAUGGCCAGGCACGCCAGCCUGUCUCGCUGGGACUCUGCUGACCUCCUUUGUAACAAGGACGUGGCCCCCCAAGUGCUGCUUCCUGAAGAAGAGAAGAUGAUUGUAGAGGAGAGGAAGAGCAAUGGGCAGACGGUCACGGAGGAGAAGAGCCUGGUCGACACUGUGUAUGCCCUGAAGGACCAAAUACAAGAGCUGAGACAGGAGACUCGGCGGUUGAGACAUGGCCUGGACGAAGAGGCCAAGUCCCGGAAGGAGUUGGAAAAGAUCCUCAAGCGGUGCCUCAAGGUCCCGAAUGACGCGUCGUGGGACGAAACGAACCUUUAGCGGAGUAGGCCUGGGACCAGAGACUUGUACAUAUGCACUUGUGUGCGCCAACUCCACCACGGUCAUGUUUACGGAAAGCAGCGGCGUGUUCCCGGGGAGCGCCUCGCCGCUCGUCCUGGAGACGCGUGAGGGGACGUAAGCCAUGGGUGUUGUGGCGUCGGGCUCCGUGGUGCCAGACCACCCGAAGUCGAGCUACCCUCUGCCAGGGAGGCGUUAGCCGCGAUCGCAGGUGAAGAGAGGCCCCCCCCCCCUCGUUUACCCCAGGCACUCCCCCACCACCACCACCCCUGCCCCCCCCAUGGAUAAGCCACUGCAUGGGUCGUUUCAUUUGGCGAGUGUCCAUGAUGGGGUGGCUUGCAUGAGAGGAGCUCCCCCCAUGGACGCCCAACAGCACUGCACGCUACACCACGGUGCAGCCUGGGAAAACUGCAAAAGCCUCACUUUUUUUUAUUAGCAAGUGUUACAUUACAUUUUUGUUGUCUUUGGUGUCAGGAAUUGACGAUCAUUUCACCAGUGUUGUUACCUCCGAUUACAUAAUGUUACUGCAUUUUUGUACUUAUGUUGGUGUAAGUUAUGGCCGAUGGGUUCCGCACAGAGCAAGAAUUACGAGUGUGCUUUACGAUGCAAGUAUCUUUAAGGAAUCGUAAAGAUUGCCAAUUAGUGUUCAGGAAAUAUAUCCAAAGGGCCUCAAGCCUCUCGGAGAGUACCGUAUGAUGUGUGUCUCGGAUAAUUGUACCAGACUGACAUUUUAUCAAGAGUAGGAGUGUUUUGAGAUGUCGUUUUACAGGAUACCUUUGGACGGGGCUGUGGUUGUGUGUGGGAAGCAAGAUCAUGGAUAACGUCAAUUUUAAUUAAGAUGAUUCAUUUGUUUGUAUUCGGUCACGGGAGUUUGACCUUUGAAGUGUGGUGCUGUCUGACACGGGGGGGGGUAUAUAAUGCCGUCUUCUCUGUCAGCAACACAUCGGAUUCUGCUCCUUUUAGAUACGGAGUCGCGUCACUCGGUUGCUGCUGUGGAAAAGUCACUUGUGUCCCACUGAGGUCGUCACCACAACAAGUCAUUGCAGGAGAAACGUAUCACUUCCAGCACAAUGUUUCUGCGUCUUACAGAGAUUACAUAACUUUUUCUUUGUCCUGCAAACUCCACAAUGCUAAAUUCACAUUACACCGGCAUCUGGUGCUGGAAGAUCAAUUUCGAGCUGAGCUUUGUGGCCUAGUGAGCUUUCUUGUGGCUUUCUUGCCACUGUUGUUGAGGUGGCCUGCUACAUGACGUGUUCUGAACUUUAUGAUGGUUGUGGAGGCAGCUCCCACAAUCGGUCUGUCGCCACGCACAAGCACAUGCUAAUACGCAGCCGUCACACUCGUGGCUGCCUGUUGGUAAUGAGAGUUUUGCUUCUUGUGGGAGGAAACUGGAGCCCAAAGAAAAAACACCACGCAUAGGGGGGAGGGGUUAACACUCAAAGCUCUGCACAGAUAUCAAGAAUCCAUUGCUGUACUUCCAUCUUUUCAUCUCCAGGCCACCUCGCAGCCAACGGCAACUCUACGACACCUAAAUAUCCCCAAGCAGUCUAUCUUUCAAGUACUACCCAGGCUGCACUAUGGCAUUGUAUAUUAUUUUAUUUGGGGGGGAUGGAGAGGGGAUAAAUAUCCCCCGGGAAUGGAGAAUGAAAGUGCAGGCACAGUGAUUAAAAUAAUCUGCGCCAGGGAAAUCUGUCCCAUCAACUCGCACUCUGGUAUCAUGCUGGAUGCUGCAGGGCUGCUUUCCACUUCAUCACUUUCCUGGUCGCACACUCAACUGAAUACUAUUGUAAGCCUAGUGUUAGCUGCCUUGAUAUUGGUGCUGGUGUUUUUAUUUUGGCAGCCAGACAUAUGUUGGGUUUGCCUUGGCAUAGAACUGUGAUGGAACAAUGGUUUGUGCAAAGAGUACGCAACCUUGGAUAUUCUUGUGACCCCGAAUCUGAUUAUAAGUUGUAACGGCAAUGAGAUUCCGGCAACUUAUUUUUCUAGAAUGGUGUGGCAAUCAUUGCCGGUAACGUUUUCCGGCAAUAAUCGCUUUAAAAUCGCCCCCGAUUCAUCAUGACUGUCGCGAUGCAAGGUGACCAACACGUCAGCCGUAGAGCGUGCACCUUGCUUCAGUCACAAAAUUCGUUCCGUGAUGCACCCCAUCUCUUCCAGGCAAUUCAGCUGCCUUGCUUUGGUUUUUUUGAUACAUUCUGGUGCGGGAAGAGAGAUGUCCUUACAGGGAUGUUAAGAGGCGCUGGGGCUGGUUGCAUCAAAUACCUUGAGUAAGUCCCCCCCCCCCCCUCCCUCAUUGUGCUGCUUUAAAUGAGAAAGUAGAACUUCCAGUUGUGUGUUUUAUGCGACUGGGCACUGCCCCAAUCACUUUGCCGUGCCACUGAGGCCCCCAGGUUGUGGUCGGGUGACAUGGGUGCUUUGCGGUGAUGAGGGCCGAAGCUGUGGCUUUAAAACAAUAGCGCGAAGGUGAUUAAAAGGCACAGCCUUUGUGCAUUACGCAAAAAGAAACAUCAGUUCUUGAAGAACUGCGCUGUGGUACUCUUAUCUUAGGCCACCGAAAUAAAUUCGAGUAAAUUUAACCACCUGACAGCAGCAGUGAUGCACUGAUGGGGAACACCUGGGGACACGCACCGUUAUUCUCCCGUGAUGGGAUUGUCUCAUCGUUUACAGAUUUGAUGGUGUCCGCUUGUUGAUUCACCUCGUCAUUGUCAACGCGACUUAGAUGCUGUCACGACAAGUCGCCCUUCCAGAAUUUGUAUAUUCCUCUGGGUCCGUGUUUUUAACGCUUUGCUUGCAUGUAUAAAGGCACCCAUUGAUGUAUUUUUGUAUGUUUUAUGAAGCAAGGUCAGAGUUUGAACAAAGUCUGAAAUGCAGUUAACAUGUACGCCGUGCGGAAACCGUUUGGAAUCGUCACUUUAACAGCGAGAGAAUGCGUCGCGUUGUAAAUACGCCCCGCAUCCGCUGAGCAUCUCGUGUUUUUUAUGUACAUGUCCAAGUUUGUAAUGAAUUUUAUCAGUAUCAAUGUUUUAAUGUAUCUCCCUACUGCCGAUGCUUAAUCUCAACGCUAUAAAUUAAAGUCGAACGACGUGUGGA
Molecule: messenger RNA, 8226 nt
Organism: Petromyzon marinus (sea lamprey)
Lineage: Eukaryota; Metazoa; Chordata; Hyperoartia; Petromyzontiformes; Petromyzontidae
Product: rho guanine nucleotide exchange factor 7-like
Biological process (GO): intracellular signal transduction; lamellipodium assembly
Cellular component (GO): cytoplasm; lamellipodium
Molecular function (GO): guanyl-nucleotide exchange factor activity; protein binding
Source: RefSeq, a predicted model, not a curated record